Effrenium voratum is the source of this 1820-nucleotide messenger RNA. NCBI's taxonomy places the organism in Eukaryota, Dinophyceae, Suessiales, Symbiodiniaceae. The record is from the annotation of a GenBank genome assembly.
UGGGGGAGAAAGGCCUCAAAUCGUUGAUGCCCUUGAGAGCAUUUGAGAGCCAUGAGCAUGGCCCGCCGCGCUUUGGCGUGCUGCCUCCUCCUGGCAAAACCAGACCGCUGUGGAGCUGAGUGCGCCGUAGACCUGCUGCAGCGGAAGCUGGACCUUGAGCUCUCAGCUCCUUCGGUGCCUCACGUGCUGAUGAUCGUGGCGGACGACCUGGGCUGGGCCGACCUGAGGUCCAGGCGGCGUGCCGAGACGGCCCAGGAGGCCCAGGGCUGGGCGGAGACCCACACGCCGAACCUGGACAAGCUGCGUGCAGAGGGCGUGUCGUUGGAGCGGCACUACACCACGAGCAGCUCCCCCCCUUCGAGGUGUUCCUUAUGGAGCGGCCGCUUGCCCACGCACGUCACGCACGGAGACUUGUCGGUGAACCACCAGAUGCUGUGGAACAAGAAGGACAACAACUCCGGCUUUGAUGGCAUCCCCCGUGGCAUGACGGGCUUAGGCACAAAACUCAAAGAGGCAGGGUACGAAACCCACUAUGUUGGCAAAUGGGAUGCUGGCUGGGCAACUCCAGAACACACCCCUCUUGGCCGGGGAUUUGACUCCUUCCUGGGAUUCUUGCAGGCUGAGAAUGACUACUGGUCCAAAGACAGAGGGCCGUUGAAGUACCUUCUGGACAUAUGUCUCAAUAAGUUCAAGGACUUCUCCUUCUACAAUGCCACUUACCGAGGAGGGGUGACCGCACAAAUGUCCACGGAGCUAGGUUGCAACGCCACGCUCAUGAGGGGCAAACCCUUUACCCCGAUGGGCUGUGACAUGGAUAAUCGCAGCGAGUGCCUUCCGGAGACUUGCUAUGAAGAGGCCAUGUUCCUCCAGCAUGCAAAGCGGAUUGUACAGAACCACGACAAAACCAAGCCCUUGUUCUUGACGUUUGCGCAUCACUUGCCACACUCCCCUGUGAGCGUGCCCUGGUCCUACAUGAAGAAGCUGGAGGAGCUGGUGGUGGCGACUGGCGUGCCGCACACAGUGCCCUGGACGACAAAGCGGAAGAUCCACGCUGCAAGCCUUCUUUAUUUGGAUGCAAUGGUCGGAGAUCUCGUCCAGACCUUCCAGGAGCAAGGCAUGUACGAGAACACGCUGCUGGUCUUCCUGUCUGACAACGGCGCUGCAGCGAAUCUGCGUCAGAGCGCCCACAACUACCCGCUGAAAGGGGGGAAGUACGCCGACUGGGAGGGCGGCCUGCGAACCAACGCCUUCAUCUCUGGCGGUUUCGUCCCUCCUGAGCACCGCGGCAAGCAGUUUUCUGGGAUCUUCCACAUCGCCGACUGGUACGCCACCCUUUGCGAUCUGGCAGGCGUCGACCACGUGGACCACAAGUCCGCUGAGGCGAACAAGUACCUGGAGCAGCAGGGCCUCCCAGUUAUGCCACCCGUGGACAGCCGGCCGCAGUGGCGGCACUUGUUGGAUGGCAGCAAUGCGCGGCCGGAUCCGCUCCAGUUGAGUGAGAAGACGGUGCUCAGGUGGCCCUACAAGCUGGUGACGGGCUCUCACAAAGGGAGCUUCUGGCCAGGGCCAGUGUGGCCCAAUUGCAGUACCACCGACCCAGUGGAAGCGAACCUAGAUGCUUUUGGCCGGGAUGAGCCUGUGUUCAACGAGUCAGAGAUGCGCAGGAGAACCUUCGUCGAAGACUGCGGCGCGGGGUGCCUCUUCGACGUGGAUCGCGACCCCCGGGAGCUCACAAACCUUGCAACAGACCCAAACCACUCCGCUCUGCUUGCAGCGAUGCAGGACGAGCUCACGGCCCUCAACGCGAAGAACCUCCAGGC